Molecule: messenger RNA, 2414 nt
Organism: Prorocentrum cordatum
Lineage: Eukaryota; Dinophyceae; Prorocentrales; Prorocentraceae
Source: the annotation of a GenBank genome assembly
CCAUUUUGGCCCCAGCCCUUGUGCUUGCAACGUUGUCUUGUGUUUGUGGUCUGUUUUUGCCACUCGCUUGUCGGCACUCCGUCUUCGCCACAUGGUGUUCGUGAAUGCCGACGGGUCUCGCAUGGUGGCGCUGGUAAUUGGCAGCGGGCCCAGAGCUCGCAGCCUUGGCAUGUUCGAGAGGAUGCACGAGUUGGGCAUUAACACUGUCGUCGUUGAUGGCGAGGGAUCUUGGGUUCACGAGAUGGAGGUCACUGGCGUGGUGCACAAGGUGGUCGUCGUUCCAGGCCUCCGACAACUUCCGCAGGAAGCGGAGCUCGCCGAUGCAGUCGUGGACGCCUUGCGGGCCGCGUCGAUUGGCAACGUUACCGGCGCCUACAAUGCGUACAACAAGUACUUGCUCUUGACCGCUUUGGUCGCAGAGAGGCUCGGUGUUGUGACGAACAGCUACGAGGCAGUACGGAGAUGCGUGUUCAAAAACGAAACCCGCAAGUGCCUCGUUGCCAAUGGGCUGGAGCCGUGGAAAUCGUUCCCAUGUUCCACGACGCAGGACAUUGAGCAGGCUGUGGGUCAGAUUGCGUUCCCUGCGAUCUUGAAGCCAGCGAAAGGUUCAGCCUCUGUUGGUGUCGUCAAAGUCCUUUCCGCAGAGGAGGCCAUGAAGACAUUUUUGGAACAGCGCGCCGAGCGUAACAUUCGGGACGAGGUUUUCCUCUUGGAGGAGUAUAUUGACGGGCCCGAAUUUGGUGUGGAAAUUGUGAUGCAGCACGGCCGCUUGUUAUUUUGUUCCGUCAUGGACGCAGACAAGCAGAGCUAUGGGCAGUUCUUCCAAGGCACGGGCCGCAGCUUCCCUACUGUCCACGGGCAUGUCGUCGAGGCUUCUGUUGCCUCUCACUGCGUUGCUUCCGUGCAGGCGCUUGGCUUGACGACGGGGGUUUUCGACCUUGACGUGAGGUUCUCCCCGCAGUGUGGCGUGCGGAUCUUGGAGGUCAAUGCACGCAUGGGCGGUGGCUCUGUCCAGAGGAUGCACCAGCAUGUUUACGGCAUGGAUUUGGUGGAAGUUCAUUUGCAGACGUGCAUGGGCAUCUCCGUGGGGCGUGUAGCCGACAUGCAUCCCUUGGAGCCCUCGAUGUGCUACGAGGCGGGCUGGGUGGAAUCCCCGUAUUCUGGAAAGGUCUCCGGCAUUGGCAUCGAUUUUUUCGCAGAGAGAUUGCGAUCCAUGUUCAGGGAGCAUCCGCACGUGUUGGAGUUCGUCCCCCUCUGUGACGACGGCGAUGCCAUCAACGGCUACAAGGUGCCAGGCUUGCCGUCUUCGCUGAUUAUGGUAUUCACGAAGGGCGCCGAGAAGAGCUUCGCCCAGAAGCACCUCGCCGGGGCGCUCUGUGCAGCGGAGGAGCGCAUCGCGGAUCUUGUCGAGCCAGAUGCUCCGCUUGCCCCCCCGGUGACGACCAGCGUCGAUGCCGUGGUCACGGCGGCAGUCGGCACGGCUAUGAUUUGCGCGGCCGCCGCUUUGACACAUCCGUUGUUGUUCGAGCAGGUGAUGUCUCCAAAGCGGCGCAACGCUCAGACCGAUUGCGCGUCGAUCCAGCCGUUUGAGGCGCUCGAGGCUUCUGCGGAGCUUAUGCCCUCGCCUGUGCCCUCGCCCGCUUGCCCAGCACUGGCGGUCGUCCGGUAGUCUUGAACGUGUGUUUUUUCACUGAUUGUUCAGUUGUCGACCGUACAGUGUCGUUGGGCGCUGCCUCAGUGGGUGGCUUGAUGUGGCAUGUGCUCGCCCCCAUGGCUCCCUUGUUAGUACGAAGUGGGUGGGAGCCGAGGGCUUGGGGUACACAGUCGCUCUCCCCAGUUCGCUGCGCGUCAGCCCGAAGCGUUGGGGGCGCGGGCCGCUUGCCGCCUGGCGCCCAGGCGGGCAUCCGCCCGAAUCUUUUUUUUGUGCUUCUAUCAAUCUCUCUCUCUUUCUCGACCUCUGGGGGGCCCCCAGGGACCUCUGGCGACUGGCGAGUGCUGAAUUGGCGUCAUUCCGCAGGGGGCGCCAAGAUGGCCUUCGGACCUGCGCCGUGGUGAUCCUAGGGGGCUGGGCCAGCUCGAUCCAUGUUUGUUCGAAUGUGGCCGUCUGGUCCGGACGUCGAAGAGGCGACUGUGACCGGCCCCUCCCAGGCUCGAGGACACGUCCCGAAGGCAGACGUCCUCUCAGGGUCUCUGGCCUGCUGGAGAGCGAGCUUCCACAAGUGAGAGCCCCGGGGGAAGCUGACCGUCGACCCCCUGGGUCAGCAGCGCCUCGACCUCGGGGCCGUGCCAGCCUGUGGGAAAGGACCGUGAUACAGAAGCCUGCACCCGUCGCUCUGGCACCAAGCGGCUGUGCGCGCGAGGUGCGGGCUCAGCCUGCUAGUAGGUCGCGGGCGAAAAAAAGCAAAUCGAAGGGG